This is a messenger RNA of Pterocles gutturalis (yellow-throated sandgrouse), 2658 nucleotides long. RefSeq names its product protocadherin-23-like. Gene Ontology annotation, biological process: homophilic cell-cell adhesion. The annotation marks the transcript as partial. NCBI's taxonomy places the organism in Eukaryota, Metazoa, Chordata, Aves, Pterocliformes, Pteroclidae. Gene Ontology annotation, molecular function: calcium ion binding. The record is from RefSeq and is a predicted model, not a curated record. Gene Ontology annotation, cellular component: plasma membrane. The transcript has 8 exons.
AUGGAAGAGGAUAUAGAAUACUUCCAGAUUGAUGCUGUCUGUGGGGAGUUAAGAACAACCUACUCUCUGUCACAUGCUGAGAGAUCAGACUACAAAAUGAUGGUCACAGCCAGGGACCAGGGGAUGCCUUCACUUCAAGGACAUGCUGCUGUUUACAUCCAGGUAAUCCCGCUUCCCAAUGGGAGAUUUGACUUCUCUCAAGAUUUCAAGCACUUGGUUGUACCUGAAAAUUUUAAACCUGCACAAGUGUUGAAUUCUCUGAAGUGGCCUGAUAAUCAUCUGACAACUAACAGGAAACUUCAUUACAGUAUUGCUGAAGAUGAUGAUGAUGUUCAUUUUGAAAUAGAUAGCUUGACAGGAGACCUUUUUCUUUCCAAGGAACUUGACUAUGAAACAGCUUCACAUUUCCUUUUGCGAGUUAUUAUAAAGGAUUAUAAUAAUAAUCCUCCACAGAAUAACACCAUCUUCCUGAGUAUCGAUGUAGAGGAUCAGAAUGAUCAUUCUCCGUAUUUUCAAGAUGACUUUGUAGUGAUCAGCAUAGAGGAAAAUGUACCUGUUGGCACUCUGGUUUACACCUUCAAUGCAAAAGAUGGCGAUGGCAGUUUUCUGAACAGCAAAAUACAAUAUUCCCUGGAAAUGAAUAGCGUGGGUGAAAAUCCAUUUCUUAUUCACCCUUCAUAUGGUACCUUGACCACGGCUUUUCCACUAGACAGGGAGGUUACUCGCUAUGUCAUCCUUACAGUGUCUGCAACAGACCAGGCAAUAAAUCUGACUGAUCGCAAACUUGCUUCCCAGGCUGUGAAAAUUGUUAUUUUGGAUAUCAAUGACAACAGUCCCAGUUUUACAUCUUCGACGGUUUCCUAUGUCAUGGAGGAUGUGGAGGUGGGCUUCCCUGUGCACCGCAUAAUUGCAGAGGAUCCCGAUGAGGGAAGAAAUGGACAAGUUACAUAUCGCAUUCUUUCAGGCAAUGAAAACAAAACAUUUGCAUUGGAUAAAAUCACAGGAGUCCUAACUACAGCCCAGCUUCUGGACCGUGAGAUUCAGGAGCACUACAGUUUGACAGUGAUGGCUCUUGAUGACGGCAGCCCAGCUCUCUCUGCCAUGCAGGUUCUGACCAUCAUUGUUCUUGAUGUGAACGAUGAGCGACCAACAUUUCUGAAGCAACUUUACGAGACUGCCGUUCAUGAAAACCAAGAUCCAGGGGAGUUUGUCAUAAAGGUGGAAGCUGUGGACAGAGAUGCAGGACUGAAUUCCUUGCUUCAGUAUGAAAUCUUACCAGGAGCCGGUUAUGAGAAAUUCAGGAUGAACUCUGACAGUGGAGAAGUCAGAACAACUGCCUCACUGGACAGGGAAACCCAGGAGGUUUUCAGUAUUAAAGUUUUGGUUCGAGAUAGUGGAACCCCAUCACUGUCAAGCACGGUGACAGUUAUCUGCAGAGUGCUGGAUGAAAAUGAUCACUCUCCCACAUUUCUUCUUCCCGCCUCUGAGAUCCGUAUUCCAGAGAACCAGCAGCCUUCUGUCAUUCACGUUACCCGGGCUGUGGAUAUGGAUGCUGGCAAUAACGGAGCUCUAAGAUACAAAAUAAUUGGUGGAAAUGUUGGCGAAUACUUCACACUAAAUAACACCUCAGGAAAACUGCUGGUCACUCAUAGUUUAGACAGAGAAGACGUCAGCAAUUUCACUCUUGUAAUUGAGUGCCAUGACCUAGGCAGUCCCUCAAGAAGCUCCACUGCACAGCUCUAUCUAACAGUCUUGGAUGAAAAUGACCAUAACCCAUUGUUUGCAAAGACCCAGUAUCAAACAUCCGUGAGAGAAGACCUAGAGGAAGGCUCAGCCGUCCUGGACCUCUUUGCUUCUGACGAAGAUGAUGGCCUGAAUGGCGAAGUUACGUACUCCCUGGUUGAUGAUACCUUCGGAGCAUUUGCUAUUGACAGUGUAACGGGGUCUAUAGUUACUACAAAGGCACUGGACCGGGAGACCAAAUCCCAGUAUACAUUUCGGGUUGUGGCAAGUGACUGUAGCACCCAUUUGCCAAGAAGCACCACUGUCAGUGUUGUGGUGCACGUUGAUGAUGUCAAUGACAAUGAUCCCAUUUUUUUGCAGAAUCCUAUCAGGGCCUUUGUGCCUGCUGAAACAGCUGUGAAUGAGACAGUAGCCACUGUGAGAGCAGAGGACAUGGAUCUGGGGCCAAAUGGAGCUGUUGUCUAUAGUUUGAUGACAGCGAAAACUGUAUUUCAGAUCAACACGAAGACAGGUGACAUCAUUCUUCAGGAGCCUUUGUCUUCCAAGGACUUCAGUACUCAGCUGCUAGUGAUGGCUUCAGAUCAAGGCAUCCCACCUCGAACAGCCACAGCUAUGCUCAUUAUCUUUACAGAGGAACAUGAGGAGGAGAUUUCAUUCAGCCAUAGCCUGUAUGAAGCAAGUGUGCCUGAGAACAGUGCAGCAGGUGCAAUCACAGUAAAAGAGCCAAAGUCUCUUGAUUAUGAAGUUAAAAAUAAGAUACAUCUUUCAGUUUUGGCUGAAAGUAGCUUGAAUUCAGCACUCUGUGGAGUGACCAUUUUGAUUCAAGAUGUGAAUGACAAUGUACCUAAAUUUGAGCAAAGCUAUUACAAAGCAUCAGUAUGGGAAGGCCAAAGUCCUAAAACAGAUAUCAUACAG